ACGCAGUGUCGCAGUCGUCAAAAACGGUCUCGAAAGAAAUUUCAAGCUCAGUAGCACUGCCGGUGCGACGGUAAACCGCCUCAGAUUCUCAAUUUGCAGAGUAGCUGAAAACCAAAAUUCUUAUAUCUCUGUCUAAGUGUUUGAUUGGCGUGGAAUUGAAUUAAAGGAACCCUGAAACCCUAAGCAACUCCGAAUACAAUCGGAAGGGUUGGUCUAAGGAUUUCUAGGGCUCGAGCAAAAAAGGGGCAGAGGGACAAGAGAGAUAAGAAUGGGGAAGAAACAGCAUAGCAAAGAUCGAAUGUUCAUAACCAAGACCGAAUGGGCCACUGAAUGGGGCGGCGCCAAAUCCAAAUCCUCUUCCAUCCCUUUCAAACGCCUCCCUUUCUAUUGCUGCGCACUUACGUUUACGCCUUUCGAAAGCCCUGUGUGCACGGCAGAUGGCAGCGUCUUCGAGUUAAUGAAUAUAAUUCCAUAUAUUAGAAAGCACGGGAAGCAUCCAGUCACUGGAGCUCCGCUGAAAAUGGAGGAUCUCAUACAUCUAACUUUCCACAAGAAUCCCGAAGGAGAAUUUCAGUGCCCAGUCUUAAACAAAGUUUUUACUGAAUUUACACACAUUGUUGCCGUGAAGACUACAGGAAAUGUCUUUUGCUACGAGGCAAUUAAAGAACUAAACAUUAAGACAAAGAACUGGAAGGAGCUGCUCACUGAUGAACCAUUCACCAAGGAGGAUCUCAUAACCAUUCAGAGUCCUAAUGCACUUGACAGCAAGGUUCUUCUCGAUUUUGAUCAUGUUAAAAAUAAUUUGAAGGUUGAUGAUGAAGAGUUAAAGAAAAUGAAUUCUGAUCCGUCCUAUAACAUUAAUGUCUCGGGAGAUAUCAAGCAGAUGUUGGACGAGCUUGGAACUGAAAAGGCAAAGCAAACUGCACUACAUGGAGGAGGUGGCAACAAGGCAAAAAAUGAAAGAGCUGCUGCACUUGCUGCCAUCUUGGAAGCAAGGUCACGCAUUAAAGAAGAUUCUGAAAAAAAUCCAAAUGGAGGGGCUAAAACCCCUCAAGCUUUCAGCAUUGUAGAUGCUGCAUCUGCUUCUGUACAUGGAAGAAGUGCUGAUGCGGCAAAAGCUGCAUCAAGUGAUAAAACUGCUGCUCGAAUAGCUAUGCAUAUGGCUGGUGAGAGGGCACCAGUGAAUGCCAAGAUGGUCAAGAGCCGGUAUACUACUGGUGCUGCAUCAAGAUCCUUCACUUCUACUUCUUUUGAUCCUGUCACUAAAAAUGAAUAUGAAUAUGUCAAAGUUGAGAAGAACCCAAAGAAGAAAGGAUAUGUACAGCUGCAUACAACUCAUGGUGAUUUGAACAUUGAGCUGCACUGUGAUAUAACUCCCAGGACAUGUGAGAACUUUAUCACUCUGUGUGAACGUGGCUAUUACAAUGGAGUAGCUUUUCAUAGAAACAUACGGAAUUUUAUGAUUCAAGGUGGUGAUCCUACGGGUACUGGGAAAGGAGGUGAAUCUAUAUGGGGAAAGCCUUUUAAAGAUGAACUGAACUCCAAGUUGGUUCACUCUGGAAGGGGUAUUGUUAGUAUGGCAAACAGUGGGCCCCAUACAAAUGGUUCCCAGUUUUUCAUCCUGUACAAGUCUGCAAAUCAUUUAAACUUCAAGCAUACAGUUUUUGGUGGAGUUGUUGGAGGAUUGACGACAUUGGCAGCAAUGGAGAAGGUUCCUGUUGAUAAUGAAGAUCGACCUUUGGAGGAAAUUAAGAUUACAGGUGUUACGAUUUUCGUCAAUCCUUACACAGAACCUGAUGAAGAAGAGGAGAAAGAAGAAGCCAAAAAUGAGAAGAAAGUUAUCGAUGAAGAAGAUGAGAAGGUUGGAUCUUGGUACAGCAAUCCGGGUACAGGAACAGCAGAAACAGUUGGUAGUGGUGGUGUUGGGAAGUACUUGAAAGCACGGAGUUCUCAAGCUGAGUCUGUGGCUGUUGACACUGGUUUAACAGCAGUUGCUGCUGCCAAGAAAAGAAAAUUGGGAGUCUCUAAGGCAGAAUUCAAAGAUUUUUCGGCCUGGUAAUAUCCCAAAUCUGUACCAUAUGUAGAAAAUAUUUUCCAAGGUGGGGAAAAGUGACAUAUAUUCUUUUUAGGGAAAUUAGCUAAUAUUCCAGUUGUUUUUCUGGUAAGUUUGCACAAGGAAUCAUAUACCAUGAUUAAUUGCUUUUGUUACAAUAGAUUCCUAUCUGCCUCUCGUGCGAUCGCAGAACUAUAGUUAUGUCACCGCAACAUCUUGAACUUGUAGGAAUUCACAAUUGAAAGUGAAUCCUGAGUGAUCUGAUUCCCGCAUAUAUUUGAUUAUUUCUGUGGCAUGAAAUUUGUAUU
Ziziphus jujuba (common jujube) is the source of this 2361-nucleotide messenger RNA. Its product is annotated as peptidyl-prolyl cis-trans isomerase CYP65. Gene Ontology annotation, molecular function: peptidyl-prolyl cis-trans isomerase activity; ubiquitin-ubiquitin ligase activity. Bases 269 to 2059 code for a protein of 596 amino acids. The record is from RefSeq and is a predicted model, not a curated record. NCBI's taxonomy places the organism in Eukaryota, Viridiplantae, Streptophyta, Magnoliopsida, Rosales, Rhamnaceae. Gene Ontology annotation, cellular component: catalytic step 2 spliceosome. The transcript has 11 exons. Gene Ontology annotation, biological process: protein polyubiquitination; protein peptidyl-prolyl isomerization; protein folding.